GCCCGGCAAAUCCAGAGGGUGGAAAUGUAAGCAUGUAUUGAUGACUUGCUAUUUGGCUUCUGCUAAAGAGGAGACCAAAGACAAGGAUUGAAAUUAGAUGAUGAAUCAAAACAUGAAUUUAGGCUCUCUUCAGAAACUAAUGGAAGAGACGCAGCUUUCUGGGACCCAACCAAGACAACCUUAUAAAUUAGAUGGAGAUUGUCAACCAGGUGGCCAUCUCUGUAAUUUAAAUCUGCCAUCUCAAAGUUUCUACCCAUAUUCAUCUCAUUAUCCAUAUAUGCAUAUGAAUUACAGCAGCGAUUGGGAAAUUUUUGAAGCAGUAAAAAUUCGGGAACUGGAAGAAGUCAAAGACAGAGCAGCCCAAAUGGAGAAGACCAUGCGCUGGUGGUCUGAUUGUACCGCUAACUGGAGGGAGAAAUGGAGCAAAGUUAGAGGAGAAAGAAAUAAAGCCCGAGAGGAAGCAAGACAAUUGAGAAUCAAAUUAGACAGUGUUGUAAAAGAACUGAGUAUGCUUAAAAAAUUAAAUCAAGAUUUAGUGAAUGAGAAGGAAAACUUGGAAAAUGUACCUGCUUGGAAAACAGAAUUCAGUUGCUCAGAAAUAUCUUCUAUUAAAAAAGACCUAAACCAGUUAACAUUUCUGGAGCAAGAACCUGUGAAAGAACUGAGCAAACCCAAGAAGAUUCCUGGGGCAGAAGAUAUAAAGAAGGAUGUAGAGAUAAUCAAAGGUCGAAGUAAUUACAAUAAAAAAAUCACUCCAAAGCCUCCUGAUUCCUUUCCCCAUGGAGUUCUCAGCAUCUGUUUGGAGGAACCUAAAAAAAGUUUGGACAGUACAACUAAGACAACAGAGAAUGAUUUAAUACAUGUUUCGGUCUUGCAUUUGCAUUUGGCUGAGAUGCAGAAAAUCUUGCAGAAGGAAAGAGAAAUGAAUGUAUUUCUGGAAAAAGAAAUGGAAAAGAUAGAAAAUGAAUUAUUUCUUUGGAAAUGGAAAUAUGAAGAACUGAGACAAACCAAGCUGGAAAGCCUGAAACAGCUGGAAAGACUGCAGUUUGAGAAUACCUCUGAAUGGGGAAAGAGAGAGACACUUGAAGCAGGAAAGCAAAGUUUGGAAGAAGAGAACAGAACAUUGAAGUUGCAGAGUAAAGAGACAGAAGAAAGUGAACUCAGGAUUUGGGACCAGACAAAGUUCCUUAUAUGCUGCUGGAGAUUCUACAAAGACAGUGAGUGAAGAUGUGGGAGAUCAUCAAACAGCCCAGCAGCAACAAGGCUAAUAGUAAAGAGGGACAAAAGACUUACAGGAAAAUUUCACUGAAGAAGUGCAUGCCAGACAUAUAUGGGAACACUGUAUGCAUUGUUCCUAUGUAUUCCAGAUUUUUUUAUAAGAACCAAGGAAAAUAUGCUAGUGUCAGUGUGUACCAACUUAGAAUUUUUGUUGGCAGUUGUCUGUCCUCUUUUCCAAUCAUCUUAAUUGAUCUCUUUGAAAGCAAAAGGUGGACUUUAAUUAACAUGUCCCAUAGUUUACCUUUGGGAAAAAAUACUUUAGAAUGUACAUGACAUAAUAGAAAUACA
Aquila chrysaetos chrysaetos is the source of this 1566-nucleotide messenger RNA. It is a transcript of the gene CCDC102B, whose product is annotated as coiled-coil domain containing 102B. The transcript has 7 exons. Bases 98 to 1225 code for a protein of 375 amino acids. The record is from RefSeq and is a predicted model, not a curated record. Lineage: Eukaryota; Metazoa; Chordata; Aves; Accipitriformes; Accipitridae.